AUGGCACACACUGAUUUGGCUGCAUCGCGGUCGAACACACCCGAUCAGGAACGGGACCGUGCUACUGACAACGGACACAUGCCUAAACCACUUACGGCUGGAAUUUAUCCCACUAACUCCUCUAGAAAUGCUCAAGCGACAACCAUGGCACUAGAGCAGUACCGAUUGCAGCUCUACAAUUAUGCCUUGAAUAUUGAACGAUUCCGUUGUCCGCAAUAUGGGACAGCUGGAGGGGCUAGUACGCCUUGGAUGCAUAUGAAUCCGUACGCAGCCCAGAGCACCGGUACAGGUGUCAAUCGAAUGACUGCGCUUUCGACCAUCUCCCUGUUUCCCCAGUCGCAGCGCAUAUUUCAACCAGAGGAGCCUAAGCCACAACACAGCUAUAUUGGGCUCAUAGCAAUGGCAAUUCUCAGCUCAACGGAGAUGAAGUUGGUCCUCUCAGACAUUUACCAAUACAUUUUGGAUAACUAUUCGUAUUUUAGAAGCCGUGGGCCUGGUUGGAGAAAUUCUAUCAGGCAUAAUCUAUCACUGAAUGAUUGCUUUAUUAAAUCGGGACGCAGCGCAAAUGGCAAAGGACAUUACUGGGCAAUACAUCCGGCCAACAUGGAUGAUUUUCGCAAGGGUGAUUUUCGGCGCCGUAAGGCCCAGCGCAAGGUGCGAAAGCAUAUGGGUCUGUCAGUAGAUGACAGCACUGAUUCUCCCAGUCCCCCACCGUUAGAUCUUACAACACCUCCACCGCCGAGCUCUCAAGCUACAAUACAAUUGGCCGCCCUUAGUUAUCCGUAUCACCAAAACUAUAUCGGGCAGUUCUUCAAUCGAAAUUCAGACACAGCUUCGCCACAUUAUUCCGUAUCACAUCCGGUACAAACGUUACAGCGGCAGCCCAAUUGCCUAGAACCAUCAAUUCAACAAGCACAUCAACAUAUUGCGUAUAUUAACUCUACGACAACGACAACAAUAGCAAACAUGUAUUCGCAAACACGAAAGCGUCAGUUCGACGUAGCCUCGUUACUGGCCCCUGAUGUUCAAAUCGUUGAUAUCGUAUCUGAAGAUCAGGAAUCUUCGCCAGCGGCUAAUGCAGCUACUGCUACUCGGACAACAACUCAACAUACGGUCAUUACAAAGCAAACCAUACACCGUGAGGUGGUUGUGGGAUUGGAGCAACCAGUUGCUGAUACUGAUAUUGACGCAGAUAUCGACGUUGAAGUUAAUGUUGAUGUGGUGGAUGAUAGCAAUGAUCCUGAUCCCGAUCUCGACCCGGAUGCGGAUGAGCCCGGAAAAACAACAGAGGUAAUGAAACAAGUGUUCUCUGUCGAUGACAAUAAUUCGUACCUAAGCGAUGGCAGGCGUUCAUCUUUCGAUGCCGACCCUGAUCCUGAAGAUCUUGAGCCGCAUAACUACUCCAUUUCCAGUUCGGCAGCAAGAUCUUUGGGCAGCAGUAGUAGCCAACAUGAGGAAUCUAACUCAUUGGAGGAAUGUCCCACUGCUACAUCCGCCAUCACAAGUACACCCAAUGCAAGGUUAAAUUCAACAUCACAUCUGACAGUAGCAAUUCCUAAGGCAUACAUAGAACUCAACCAUGUUGAUCCACACAUACUGAGUAGAUAUUAUGGGACAUAUAUGGCGGCCGCAGCUCGACGUGCUAGUCUGGAGGCGUCCAGGGAAAAAUCGAACACUACCCCUCCACCGGCCAUCGAAAUAAUCUCACAUAAGUAAAAAAAAACAUCCUACAAUCUACAAUUUACAUACGUAUGAGUAUCUGUACAUACAUAAAUGGAAAAAAAAAACUGUAA
Molecule: messenger RNA, 1793 nt
Organism: Drosophila persimilis
Lineage: Eukaryota; Metazoa; Arthropoda; Insecta; Diptera; Drosophilidae
Gene: fd102C
Exons: 1
Coding region: 1-1716 (571 amino acids)
Biological process (GO): anatomical structure morphogenesis; regulation of transcription by RNA polymerase II; cell differentiation
Molecular function (GO): RNA polymerase II cis-regulatory region sequence-specific DNA binding; DNA-binding transcription factor activity, RNA polymerase II-specific
Source: RefSeq, a predicted model, not a curated record